This is a messenger RNA of Racocetra fulgida, 608 nucleotides long. The record is from the annotation of a GenBank genome assembly. NCBI's taxonomy places the organism in Eukaryota, Fungi, Glomeromycota, Glomeromycetes, Diversisporales, Gigasporaceae.
CAAAAAGUCGCCUUCCAUUGUAUAAUAGUUUUUUUCCUGAAUUAAUUCAAAUUCAAACACAUUUAGAAGAUUUUUCUUUAUGUGAGAAGCAUUAUAAUCAACUUAUUGUGUCCGAUUUCUUACGACAAGUUCUUACAAAUGCGAAUUACUCGCAACUAUCUAAAAAUAAACGACAAGCACAUAGUCUUGAUUUUGAAAAUGAAUUGGUUGAAAAGCAGGCUCAUAUAGAGCAUGCUUAUGAAAUAGAAGUUGAAAAAAAUACUUGCGAAACAGGCACCCAAACUGACGAGAUUGGUAAUAAAAUAACCCGUGAGAUUGGUAUACAAGUAUCUGAUAAUAUGUCACAUACUCUUGAAAAUUAUAUUCAUCUACUUCAAGCGCAAUUGAGUAUAAAAAUAAAUGAGAUAGAAAACCUUCAAAAACAAUUAGAAUACGCAUAUGAUUAUGUAAUAGAGAAUAAUAAAAAACAUACUUGUCCUCAGUGUAAUGAAAAAUUGGAUACAUUGGCCACCUUACAAGCCGAAUCCACUGAAGAAUUAACUCAGGUUGACAAUAGUAAAACUUCUCAAUCAGGAACUCCCAUAAUAAAGAUCUAUGAAUAUGCUUAA